AUGAAUUUCGACAAUGAUAUGACGACGGCUGGAGGAGGUGAAGUCGAAGCUGAACCGAUGGAGAGGACUGAAAAAGGGUCUGCUUCCGGCCGUCCGCAAACACGCAAAGGCCCCGGUCGCUUUUCAUCCAGCCGCAUAUCCAGCUAUGCGCACCCCGACGAGCUCCGAGCAACCUCAGAGAUGCGCGAGCGCAGACACGCAGCGAUGAGUAUCCUAAAUGACCCGGAGCUCCUAAUGUUCCACGCCCUCUCCAGCAACGAGUCCAUUCCCCAAACCCGCAAACGCUUUCUCCACCACCUAAUCGGCAUCCCCCCGCCCACAACCCGCCCAUUCGCCAUCCGCGACAUCUCCGAGCACCACCCCGAAGACACGCAGCACGUCUACCUCCGCCGCCAAACCCAAUCCAAACGCGACGGUGCCGCGUCCGGAAGCACCAAGACGAGCUACACGGCUUACGAGCAUGCGCCCACGAUGAUUGAUAUCAUCGAAAUCAAUGGCGGGUGGGAAGAUGACCCCGAGGAUGAGGCUGGGCCUGGUAGGGCAAAGGGUGUUCAGGCAAGUGGAAGCAGUGGAGCUAGUCCGGGACCUUCUGGGAGGAUGAAAGGGAAAGGGAGGGUUUGA
This is a messenger RNA of Uncinocarpus reesii 1704, 621 nucleotides long. RefSeq lists its product as uncharacterized. The transcript is spliced from 3 exons. The coding region runs from base 1 to 621 and encodes 206 amino acids. Lineage: Eukaryota; Fungi; Ascomycota; Eurotiomycetes; Onygenales; Onygenaceae. The record is from RefSeq and is a predicted model, not a curated record.